UAUGUUGUAAUAUGGCAUUUUUUUUCUGGCUUGGCUUCCCAGGUGACUUUUUUUUUUACCGACGCACAUCUACUUAUUAGUGUGAGCCCCUACCUGGGCUCGAACCAGGGACCCUCUGCACACAUCAACAACUGACACCCACGAAGCAUCGUUACCCAUCGCUCCACAAAAGCCGCGGCCCUUGAGCAAGAGGAACAACUACUUCAGGUCUCAGAGCGAGUAACGUCACCGAUUGAAACGCUUUCAGCGCGCACCACCGCUAACUAGCUAGCCAUUUCACAUCGGUUACACUAGCCUACUACCGAAUUCGUGUCAGUUGUUUAUGGCCUAAUGCAAAUAGGUGUGCAGCGUCAAUAGGAAAAGUCUAACUUGAUUUUUAGGGCAGUAUGCUAAUUACGGCCAAAAAAUAUCCAGUUAAACGUUCAUGACGUACCGUUACUGCGGACCCUGCUUUUCGUUGUGUGUUUUGACUACUCCCCUAUACAACCAUAAGAGGAGGAAGACUGUCACUGUUUAAAAAUAUCACAUUGUAAACAUGAGAAGCUUUCUGCAGUUGUAGGUUCUGUUGGUUCGGCGCAUUUUUUUAAAUCCGCGCCGGAACACGCAAAUCCAGCCCAUUUCAGUGCCCAUUUAUCACUCACCUACUUCAGGCUAGAAUGUCAACCAAUAAAAUUAUUUGCGACCCUUGUAAAGGGGUUUGGAAAUGCUGACCCGAGACGAGGCGUCUCGAAUCAGUCCCUUGGCCGACUAAAAAUAGCCCUGUCGCCGUCCUUCUAGAGGCUUGCUGGCGCUCCAAGAGGAGGCUACAGCUCCACUUUCCGUAUUGCCCUAAGAGAGUUAAAGAACUUCCAUAGCGGCAUCUGACCCGCCCCGUGACAUCACGACCCGAUCAUAAAUAAGAGAGGGACAUUGAGCAUGGUUCAGGACCACUCUCUCUCGGGAAUCCGGCUUCUUUAGUCUUUCUUUCUGCCCCGUGUCAACUCCUUCAUCUCCGUAAUGGCUGAUGCUGCUCCCGCUCCCGCUGAGGCAUCCGGCGCCUCCGCUUUUACGGCCGACCAGAUCGAGGACUUCAAAGAGGCUUUCGGGCUCUUCGACAGAGUCGGUGACAGCAUGAUUGGAUACAACCAGGUGGCUGAUAUCAUGCGCGCCCUGGGACAGAACCCCCAGAACAAGGAGGUUGCAGUGAUCCUGGGAAAACCAUCCCCCGAUGAUAUGGCCAACAAGAGGCUGGCCUUCGCCGAUUUCAUGCCCAUGAUGGAAAAAGUCGAUAAAAUAGUGAAGGGUACCCUUGAUGACUACGUUGAGGGUCUCCGCGUCUUCGACAAGGAGGGCAACGGCACCGUGUCUGGGGCUGAGCUGCGCAUCGUGCUGGGCACACUGGGUGAGAAGAUGUCCGAGACCGAGAUUGAUUCCCUCCUUAUAGGUCAGGAGGACGAAAACGGCAGCAUCAACUAUGAGGCUUUUGUCAAGCACGUCCUGUCUGUGUAAGAUAGUGCUGCGGCAACCAAAGCUUAUCUAUCUCCCAGACCCCAUGGUGUCAGGACUGUUUUUCUAAAGACCAACCUAGGAAAGAAAAGGACUAUAAUGGGAUGUCGAAAAGCCAUUCUGUGUCUGUUUUAUUUUCGUCCGUCAACUUUUCAACUCCUCACUCCUCUCUACGGAAGUUCCCUCUCCGCUGUCAGAUGACGACCCUCGCCUCGCCUCCACCUGGGGCAUGUUUCUCCACUUGGGGUGGGACGGUGACCACUCAUCAAGUGGGGGGGUUGUACCCUCUGCCCCGCCCACCUCAUGUCAUCAUCAUCUUGCCGGCAAUGCUGGCUGGAAAAGAUUGUGGAUUGGCCGCCAAGCCCCUCCCCCAUCAGUUAUAUUUAUUUUCACUCUGUCGUUUCAGAAUAAACUUUUCCAAAAGUACAUCCCCCA
This is a messenger RNA of Salvelinus namaycush (lake trout), 1920 nucleotides long. RefSeq names its product myosin light chain 3, skeletal muscle isoform-like. The record is from RefSeq and is a predicted model, not a curated record. The transcript has 6 exons. The coding region runs from base 997 to 1488 and encodes 163 amino acids. NCBI's taxonomy places the organism in Eukaryota, Metazoa, Chordata, Actinopteri, Salmoniformes, Salmonidae. Gene Ontology annotation, cellular component: contractile muscle fiber; myosin II complex. Gene Ontology annotation, molecular function: calcium ion binding.